Mirounga angustirostris (Northern elephant seal) is the source of this 8092-nucleotide messenger RNA. It is a transcript of the gene LRCH3, whose product is annotated as leucine rich repeats and calponin homology domain containing 3. The record is from RefSeq and is a predicted model, not a curated record. Bases 51 to 2450 code for a protein of 799 amino acids. Gene Ontology annotation, molecular function: protein binding. NCBI's taxonomy places the organism in Eukaryota, Metazoa, Chordata, Mammalia, Carnivora, Phocidae. The transcript has 21 exons.
UUCUGGCAGCGCAUGCGCUGAGCCGUGGGCUGGAGAGUUGCUGGUUGGAAAUGGCGGCUGCAGGCUUAGUUGCUGUGGCCACGGCUGCAGAGUACUCUGGCCAGGUAGCAUCGGGAGGUAACCUCUCCGGUGUUAACUGCGGCCCAAGCUCCGGGACAGGCCCUGGUCCUGGCCCGGGUUCGUGGAGCCGCUCCCUCGAUCGAGCGCUGGAGGAGGCGGCAGUGACCGGGGUGCUGAGCCUGAGCGGCCGGAAACUGAGGGAGUUUCCCCGGGGAGCGGCCAACCACGACCUGACGGACACCACCCGGGCGGAUCUGUCACGAAAUCGUCUCUCAGAAAUUCCCAUAGAAGCAUGUCAUUUCGUUUCUCUUGAGAAUCUCAACUUAUAUCAAAAUUGUAUUCGGUAUAUACCAGAGGCAAUUCUAAACCUACAGGCUCUGACAUUCUUAAAUAUUAGUCGGAACCAACUGUCAACAUUACCAGUGCACUUGUGUAAUUUACCAUUGAAAGUCUUAAUUGCUAGUAAUAACAAAUUGGUGUCACUUCCAGAAGAAAUUGGACAUCUCAGACAUUUAACAGAACUUGAUGUGAGCUGCAAUGAAAUUCAAACAAUACCUUCCCAAAUUGGUAAUUUGGAGGCCUUGAGAGACCUUAAUGUAAGAAGAAACCACUUAGUACGUUUGCCUGAAGAGCUGGCAGAGCUGCCUUUGAUACGGUUAGACUUCUCCUGCAAUAAAAUUACAACAAUCCCUGUUUGUUAUCGGAACCUCAGGCACCUACAGAUGAUCACCCUAGAUAACAAUCCACUACAGUCUCCUCCUGCACAGAUAUGUAUAAAAGGCAAAAUCCACAUAUUUAAGUACCUGAACAUACAGGCUUGUAAGAUUGCUCCAGAUCUGCCAGAUUAUGAUAGGAGACCCUUGGGUUUUGGCUCCUGCCAUGAAGAACUGUACUCAGGUCGCCCUUAUGGAGCUCUUGAUUCAGGUUUCAAUAGUGUGGACAGUGGUGAUAAGAGAUGGUCAGGGAAUGAACCUACAGAUGAAUUUUCAGAUCUGCCUCUUCGAGUAGCAGAAAUCACUAAGGAACAAAGACUGCGAAGAGAAAGCCAGUACCAGGAGACUCGCAGCAGUUUAGUAGUAACAAAUGGUGGAGUGGAACAUGAUCUGGACCAGAUCGACUACAUUGACAGCUGCACUGCGGAGGAGGAAGAGGAUGAGAUGAGACAGCCCAAGGGGCUGGAACCAGACAGCCUCAGUUCCCAGUUUAUGGCGUAUAUUGAACAACGGCGAAUCUCUCAUGAGGGUUCACCCAUAAAGCCAGUACCUCUGAGGGAGUUUCAAAAAACAGAGGACAUGAGAAGAUAUUCACAUCAAAACAGGGUUCCAGUUGAGCCAUCUUCUGUCAUGUCACUAUCACCAAGUCACAAUCAGUUAUCACAUAUAGACUUGGAACUUCAUCGGAGAAGAGAACAGUUAGUAGAGCGAACUCGGAGAGAGGCCCAGCUUGCUGCCCUACAGUAUGAGGAGGAGAAAAUAAGGACCAAGCAGAUGCAGAGAGAUGCUGUCCUGGACUUUGUCAAGCACAAAGCGUCACAAAAUCCACAAAAACAACAACCCCCCUUAGAUGAUGAGUGUCCCUUCCCAUCCAGAAGGUCUCAGCACACUGAUGAUAGUGCCUUGUUAGUGUCGCUGUCAGGGUUGAAUCAAGUGGGCUGUGCUGCUACCCUGCCUUAUUCUUCUGCCUUCAUGCCUAUUAAGAAUGAUGACAGAUCUAAUGCCAUAGCAAGUUCACCUACAACGGAAACAGUUCAUCAUUGCCCUGCAUAUUCUUUUCCUGCUGCUAUUCAGAGAAACCAGGUCCAGCGCCCUGAAAGCUUCCUUUUCCGAGCAGCUGUCGGGGCAGAAGCAAAUAAAGGUCAUGCUUCACCACUUCUUUCAUCUUCUGCAUCUACCACUGAUUCUGCAGAUCCCAAAAUGAGACCGAAUUCAAGACCAAGAGAAGAAGAGCUGGAAUUAAUAGAUCAACUACGGAAACAUAUCGAGCACCGACUGAAAGUAUCACUGCCUUGUGAUCUUGGAGCAGCUCUAACCGAUGGUGUUGUCCUUUGCCAUUUGGCCAAUCACGUGCGGCCUCGAUCUGUCCCCAGCAUCCACGUGCCCUCACCAGCUGUACCUAAGUUAACAAUGGCAAAAUGCAGGCGGAAUGUGGAGAAUUUCCUGGAAGCUUGCAGAAAAAUUGGUGUACCUCAGGACAAUCUUUGUUCCCCUUCUGACAUCCUUCAGCUAAACCUCCGCGUUAAAAGAACUGUUGAAACACUACUUUCUCUUGGGGCACAUUCAGAAGAAUCCAGUUUUGUCUCUCUGUCUAUCCAGCUUUUGGGUUUUGUGGCAUUUUAUUGUACUUUAAUGUUAACUCUCUGUCUGCUUUAUUACUGGAUCUUUCCCCUCUAGCUGAAAGAUCGUACUCCAGCGAUUUUCCACCUCAUUCCUGUGCUUGGUGAAGGAGGUUUGUCUCUCUUUACAAAGUAUUUACAUAUGUGCUUCUUUUUUUCCUAGCCAUCAAAGAGCUAACCAGUAAAGUAGAUAAAUCCUCCCCUCAUAUGUCCAGAUGAACAGCCCAACACAUUAGUAAGCAUUGAUGAUUGCUCACAAAGAGUAAAAGACCAGCAUUUUUUCCCCUGGUCUUUUGUCCAUUCUCCUGGCCUGUGGCCUUGUUUCUCUUAUCAUAAGUGCUGAGGUGUCUCUGAUACAAUUCUGACCUGUUCUUAGAAAUCUGACUUAGACCUUUAUUUCCAAAUGACAUAAUAAAAUUCCCAUGUGGCCAUUUUCCAACCUUUUCAACAGCUGCUCAUAAGGAAAAUAGUUGUACCCUUUCCGGUUGGGGAGGCACUUGGUCACUUAGAUCUCUGCAUUGAGCUAUGCCCUAAAAUCCUGAAAUCUGCCCGUAUUGGUAGGCACGGGUCCACCUAAGCAUUUACUGUCUGCACAUCUGGAAGCACUGACCGUUUAAUCUUAAUAAUUUUAAUUUGAUCAGAAUGUUCAGUCCAAAGAUCAGGUAGGUUCCUUAGAUUGCUAUUCUGAGUCCACUCUGUACAUUUAAAAUCGUCCACAACAAGCAGAUGAUCUGGAGCUGACCUUUCAGGAGUAGGCACCUGUCCAGAUUUACUAUGCUUGUUAUCAUUAGCUGAGCUUCACCUCUAGAAUCCUAUUUAGAAUCCUAUAAAUUGAAAUUUAUGUAAUUUCCAAUAUACUUGAACCAUCUUAAUAGGUGAGCUGGUAUUGAAUUAGGCUGUUGAGAAGGUUAUAUCUGAACAGUAGUAGCAGGUAAAGUAUAAGGCAGCAGUCUCUGUUCUGUACCCAAGGCAGUGAGUGGGUAUUGUCUUCUUCAGAAUGUUUAGUAUUUAAGCUGCUAGCCUUAAUACUUGAAACUACUUUAUGAUUGCAUUCAGAUUCUAGUUCUCAUAAAUAGGAUCUCUGAACAUUCAGGAAUCUACUGAAUUCAAAUAUGAAGGGAAAUUGCAGGGAACAUAACACCCUGUUGUAGAAGUCAGCCUGAGGGUCUGGUUGCUUUCAUUUUCUUCCAUAUCAAAUGGGACAAUUAUUUAACACAUUAAAAACGUAUUUCCUAUUAAUGCCGAAACAUUGAACACUGUGUUGAAAGCCAGUUUUAUACAGUAGUAGUACCUUCCAGAGUUUGGGAGGUUUGCUUUGUUUUGAUUUUAAGAUGUCUUGAGUCAAAGAUCAUUCAGUUUUGUGGAGUUUUGUCCCUUUAGGAAAUAAAAAACACGUGGUCCUGCAUGUGGUUUGAGGGGAGUAGUUGUACAUUCUCUUCAGAGCACACGGCGUUCCCUGUAAGCCGCCUGGAAGGUAAAUGUGCAUCUGGAAAGCAUGAGCCUUGGGGAGAACAGCUAAACCACAUGCAGCGCAAGGCACUCUGGAGAAGAGAUCAGGGAAUUGGCCUCAGAGAAAAUACGCCUCUCCCAAGAGCAAAACACCCUGCAGGUUCAUUUUAGACUAGUUCAUCUGUACUGACAGUCAGUGGUACUCAAAGUAUUUAUACAAAGUUGCUAGUUUUAUAAGGUCAAAGGAUCGCAGUUACCUUGUUUUAUCAAGAUUAAGUAUUAAAAUUUUGAGUAAGAAGCAUAAGGACCCAUAACUGUUCAAAAUAAAUGUUAUAUUUUUUAUUGCAACUAAUUUUGUAAAACUUCCUAAUAAUACAGUAAAGUGCUAAUGAAAAGUCCAGCCCUCUUCUUUAAUAAACAUGUGUAGUCUCCUUUUUAGUGGAACCAGAACUCUACUUUCUGUCCUUUGUGAGCAGUGUCUAUUUUUCUGAAUAUUUAGUCUUAAAAGAAAAACCAAUGAUAGGUGCUAUUCUUAAGCUCUGCCUUUUUCUCUUUCGAGAAAGGAUUAGCCGAACAUUAAUGAGGCAAACACGAUAGAAGUAUUUUAACUUCCUUUAGGAAACAUAUGAACACCUUUGAAAUAUACGGUAAUUAAAACGUUCCUGACUAAACUCACAUCGUUGUUCUGUAGCAUGAUUUAAUCCAUUCGAUACCAGGAUAUGAAAUAGUGGUUUCUUCCUGUGUUCCCUGCCUGGUACAAGAGCCCUGAUUUUCACAGUCAGGAUUAUAAUGUAGCUGGUGGGCAUCCCUCCCUCCCUCGUGCAGCCUGGCUUAUGGCAUGAACCCAAUUACAUCCUGUGGUAUGUAAUUUCGGGAGCACUUUCUCCUACAAUGUUAGAUCUUUCGGGCUUGAGCCAUCUGGUAACUUGGAACUGCUUUUCUGUUUUCCCUGCCUCCGUUUGCUGAUCUGCAUUUUGCUCUUUUAUUUAUCGGGGAUGAAGGAUGUUGCUUUGACUCCAUAGUAUUCUGUUAUCCUCUGUUGUAUGUAUUAAGUGUCUGUAACUUGUCCUUAUUCCAGUUUUCAAAAUGACCUGUAUGUACGUUCAGUUGUUUUACUAAAGUGAGCGUCAGAUGCCAUCUCUGCGUAACUCGUAUGAACAAAGGUCAGUUCCCCAGGUGCUGACCUGUCCUAUCUCAGGUGACCGUUAGGAGGGAGAGAAGAGGUGCUUAUUUUUUCUCUUCAGUUCGUUGAUGUUCAUCCUGUUUUCUCUUUUGUUUGUUUUUAUGUUACGUUGUCCCAUUUCAGGAGCAAUUAUGUUUGCCUCUGCACAUUUUAGAAGAGAAAGGUUUGAGCCAGGUCGCAGUGACGGUGCAGGCUCUCCUGGAGCUUGCCCCCCCCAAGCAGCAGCACCACUUGUCUGCUGCGUGAGGACCCCCAGCACCUGGGCGCUGGCCCGGCCAACCCGGAGCAGGACGGGAUUGCUGCUGCCAGCCGGCUGCUUACGCAAAGCUCUUGCGUGCUCUUACGAGGGACCGUUUCCAUGAUUCCUAACAGGAAUACGUUGCUUCAUUUCUCCAUUUUAGGGGAGGUUAUAUCCAUUUCCAUGGGACUGUUUUAGGAAGACACAGUUGGUUUUCGCAAAUGAAACUUAACUCUGUCAUUACUGAGAACCCGACGCCGAAGCCUAAACUGGCUGUGCUUUCCUAGGGAGCAGGCUUGUCUCCCGUUCCAGGAAGAAAGCUUCUCAGAAGGAUAGUUAGCUUUCCUGAAAACAGAGACAUGUUACUAUCUGUACCUGUUUCCUGUUUCUGGAACCCACUGGUUUCCAAAACUGGCUGUUCAUUAGAAUCUCCUAGAGCAUUUGUGAAAAUGUAGAUUCUCAUUCCAGUAGGUCUAGAGCGGGGCCUGGGUAUCUGCAUUUUCAACUGACAUAGUGAGACCACUUUCCCAAGCCGGGUAUUUUUUGUUAUGAUGUCGAGAGUAAUGACUCCACUAUGUUUGUCAGCCGCAUUUAAAAUCAGAAGCUAUGUUACGAUUACUUGGGACUGUCUGUCCAAGGCAAAACAAAUACAAUGUAGAAGGCCUAGAUUUUUGCAUAGUAAAGCAACGAGAGAGGUAAGUUGUAUUUAAGGCCAGCGUCUUAGGCCUUCCCCGAACUUCUGUCCACCACCACCACCUAAAACUUGGUUCUCAUAUGUGACAUCCUGCUAUUAUCUGAACAUUAUAAACAAGCAUUCUACACACAGGUUCCAAAUCCUUAGGAUGGUAACAGGCACUGCUCAGCGUCAUUUCCACUGAGCUCCCCCACCGCCUCCCCCACGCCACUCCCAGGAUACCGGGACCCGCAAAUACCUUCCACUCACGGCAGAUACACUUCCAGCUCCCUGACCGAUGGAAGACUGUGAAAACAGAGCAGAAGGAGUAAAAGAGAAGCCAAGUUUCUUAAUUUCUUUCACGUAACUGCCAGUUUCCAGGGCUGACUUAAGGCACUUGUGGUAUCUUAAAAAACCGUGUGCUGUCCCUAUAUGUAGCUCAUCGAACUCUACCACGGGUGCCUUCUUCAUUCCGCUGUGGGCCACGUCAGAGGGCGCAGGGCUCAUGGAGCACAAAGCCAGGAACCUUUGUUCAAGUUUAAACCACGAAGGUCUUUCUUACCCUAAUCUCUUGAACCCCUUUUAGUUGUUAGCAUAUCUUUUGGUAUUCACUGCCUUUAUAAACCAAGUAAAUAAGAGUAAGUGAAGAUGCUAGUUAUCUGAGAUUUUUUUGGGGUUGUGAACUAUUCUGGACUUUCUUUACCAGUGCAUGCAUUUGAGCAAAAUGUUCUCUCUUUAUCAUGUAAAUGCAACAUCUAAAAGUAACUGGAUAAAAUCUUGUUGAGUAUCUGGUCAAAAUAAUGUUUUCUCCCUGUUCUCACAGGGAAACAAGUUCAGUAGAACAUUCCACUUUGUCAAAGUUUAAAAUUAAAGAACAUAAAACAUCUGAUCUCAAAGCCCCACUGACCUUACAGAACAAAAGUAAAAUGUUUUUUAACUGCUUAGAGCCAGACCCCGUUAUAUUUACAGUUCUAAACAGAACCACCAAUCAAAGCGACUUGUUUAGAAUUUAGCUGUGUGCAUUUUUAAACUAUAGGUAUUUCUCCUUCUAGUCAACAUGAAACCUCAGUUCAAUUUCCAAAUAAUAGAAGCCAUUUGAAAGGAAACUCAGCAAAGAACAGGACUGUUUGUCACCUAUUAUGCAAGGAGUAAUCCCAGAAGACAUACAGAAUGCAACAUUUGGAAGAUUUCCAACUAUUUAUCCCAUAGGAAUAAGUGGAAAUUUCCACUUAUUUCACAUCUUAUACAUAACGUGCAACCUUAUUAAUGCAUUUUUAUCAAACUAAUGCAAAUUUAUAUUUGAAUUACUAGAAGAAAAUUGUGUACAGUUUUGGUUGAUAGUGAAAGAAAAAUAUCAAAUGUAUUUCUUUUCUAAGUCAAGAUGCAAAAACAUUUCGUGAUGUUUUUGCUAGAACAUUUUUGUAUUCAGUGUUCUGUACGUACCUUUUUUUUUUUUAAUAAACUGGAAAGAAAAUUUAACAUUUAGCCUUGCUAGACUCCAGUGUAAGAUAAAGGUGCUGUAGUGGUUCCACCCGACCAUUUAUGAGCUUCCUACUGAAGCAGUGGCCAGCCCAGCGCGGAAGUAUGAACAAAGAGGAGGCUGAGUGCCCACCCACCAGGGCCCCUGGCAGCUGCGGAGACUGUAAGUGAGCAGGUUCUCUGGCAACAGCUUCUGGCUGGAGGGGCCGUUGUUUGGCUAGAACAGAAUAGGGGGCUUAUUAGGAGGUCACUCUCUUUAACAGCUUUUUAAAAUACAGCCUCAUAGCUAACUAAGGAGUCUGUGAUUUCUCUUACUUGCUACAGCUCAAUAGUGACUAAUGACAUGUGACUACGCUGAUGAGUAGGACAAAGUUUUAACAACUAAGUGCUUAAAAUGGUUAUAGCAAUGAAGGAAAACAUGGAUAUUUAGAAACUUUUUUAUAUACUUAUUGCAGUGAGAUGGUUUACAGCAGAUUUUAUUUCUGAAAAUGUUGUAAACAUGUAAUUAGUAAAAGAUUUUGUAAAACAUUGUCCUAUAUUUGUAUGUCUGUAAAUAUAAUGCAUAAGUUCUAAGUAUAAAUAUGUCCAUAUCAUGUAUGUUAUUUUAAAUUGCCUGUAUGCCACCUUACUUGUUGACAUGAAAAUAAAAGCCAACACUUCAAUCGCAUGAAAUAAAGA